GUGGAACAUCCAAUCAUGUGUCGACCGCAUUUCGGUCCACCUCUAUUUUUGGCGAUCAUCAUUUCAAUGAUGGUUCGAUUUCAUCAGUUCCAGAAAGAUGGGGAAUCAAAAGUGGUCCUUUAAAGCUUUUUUGUUCUUAUCGAGAUGGAGAGUAUUUUCAAGACAAAAUCAAGCUAGGAUGCAAUCUACGUUCACAUGCUAUUGCCGGCUUGCUGGUGCGAUCUCUUCCGUCGAAGGUAAAGACAGGAUAUGUGCGCUCGUAG
Dovyalis caffra is the source of this 263-nucleotide messenger RNA. NCBI's taxonomy places the organism in Eukaryota, Viridiplantae, Streptophyta, Magnoliopsida, Malpighiales, Salicaceae. The record is from the annotation of a GenBank genome assembly.